Messenger RNA from Nematolebias whitei (Rio pearlfish), 2766 nucleotides. RefSeq names its product potassium voltage-gated channel, Shab-related subfamily, member 1 (gene kcnb1). Gene Ontology annotation, molecular function: protein binding; delayed rectifier potassium channel activity. Gene Ontology annotation, biological process: potassium ion transmembrane transport; protein homooligomerization. Lineage: Eukaryota; Metazoa; Chordata; Actinopteri; Cyprinodontiformes; Rivulidae. The record is from RefSeq and is a predicted model, not a curated record. Gene Ontology annotation, cellular component: voltage-gated potassium channel complex; membrane. The transcript is spliced from 2 exons. The coding region runs from base 1 to 2505 and encodes 834 amino acids.
AUGUUUGUGCUUCCUCAACUCAAAGUCGCCAUGGAAAAGUCCUUGGAGCUAAACAAAGCUGGAUCCCGGUCGAUGUCCUCGCUGCCGCCGGAACCAGUGGACAUCCUCCGCAGCAAGUCGUGUUACCGCCGGGUCCGGCUGAACGUUGGGGGGCUCCCACAUGAGGUCCUGUGGCGAACGUUGGAAAGGCUACCACGAACACGCUUGGGGAAGUUGAGAGACUGCAACUCCCACGAGUCUUUGAUGGAGGUCUGCGAUGACUACAACCUCGAGGAGAACGAGUACUUCUUCGACCGGCACCCGGGGGCCUUCACGUCCAUCCUCAACUUCUACCGCACGGGCAAGCUGCACAUGAUGGAGGAGAUGUGCGCCCUGUCCUUCAGUCAAGAGCUCGACUACUGGGGCAUCGAUGAGAUCUACCUGGAGUCCUGUUGCCAGGCCAGGUACCACCAGAAGAAGGAGCAGAUGAACGAGGAGCUCAAGCGAGAAGCGGACAAUCUGAAGGACAGGGAGGGAGAAGAGUUUGACAACACUUGCUGUGCGGACAAGCGGAAGAAACUCUGGGACCUCCUGGAGAAGCCGAGCUCUUCUGUCGCAGCAAAGAUCCUGGCCAUCAUCUCUAUCCUCUUCAUUGUGCUGUCCACCAUUGCCUUGUCUCUGAACACUCUCCCAGAGUUGCAGGGCACUGACGAGUUUGGCCAGUCCACAGACAACCCUCAGCUGGCGCACGUGGAAGCCGUGUGCAUUGCCUGGUUCACCAUGGAAUACCUUCUCCGUUUCCUCUCCUCUCCCAAUAAAUGGAAGUUCUUCAAGGGCCCUCUUAACGUCAUCGACUUGUUGGCCAUUUUGCCCUACUAUGUCACUAUUUUCCUGACAGAAUCCAACAAAAGUGUGCUACAAUUUCAGAAUGUCCGUCGCGUGGUUCAGAUCUUUAGGAUCAUGCGGAUUCUGCGGAUUUUGAAGUUGGCUCGUCACUCCACGGGGCUUCAGUCUCUGGGCUUCACUCUUAGGAGGAGCUACAACGAGUUGGGCCUGCUUAUUCUUUUUCUGGCCAUGGGCAUCAUGAUCUUCUCUAGUCUUGUAUUUUUUGCUGAGAAGGACGAAGAGGAUACAAAGUUUAAAAGCAUUCCAGCUUCUUUUUGGUGGGCUACCAUUACUAUGACCACUGUAGGCUAUGGAGAUAUAUAUCCCAAAACUCUGUUGGGAAAGAUUGUCGGGGGAUUAUGCUGUAUUGCUGGAGUGCUUGUAAUUGCCCUACCUAUCCCCAUCAUUGUAAAUAACUUUUCUGAAUUCUACAAAGAACAAAAGAGGCAAGAAAAGGCUCUCAAAAGAAGGGAGGCCCUUGAAAGGGCGAAACGAAAUGGUAGCAUUGUUUCUAUGAACUUGAAGGAGGCUUUUGCUCGUAGUGCGGAGCUCAUGGAUGUGGUAGUAGAGAAGACCGAGAGACCUCAAGACAACCACCUUUCUCCAAGUCACUGGAAAUGGACAUCCAAGAGAGCUGCAUCAGAGACAAGCUCAAACAGAUCUUUCAACGUGCAGGAGUUAGGCUCUCCAUGCAAGGCUCAAGCCACCAGUCCCCAAAGGCUAAAUGUUGAGAAACUAGAGCAAAUGUACAGUCAGAUGGCAAAAACACGGUCACAACCAAACCUCAAUGCUAAAGACAGAGGUUCCAGAGUAGGGAAACACCGGGAUGAGAUAGAACUUGGGACCAUUCAAAAUUAUGGAACAUCGGCACUAGGAGUGGGGGACAUGAAGAGUUUAUCUAGCAUUGAUAGCUAUAUCAGUUGUGCAACAGACUUCCAGGAGAAUUCACGCUUCCUCCACAGUCCAGCACCAGACAUUGGCCUUCAGGAAAGCAGUAGAUUCACUUUUGGUCCAGCUACAGGUUUGUCCCAGCACAAUAGUACAAAAGUUGGCCAGCAAAUGUUAGGACAGUACGAGUCCAUGCUAACAUCUGUGUCAAAGUCCACAUCCUCUGAGAAUCCAAGAAAAUUCUUCUUUUCCGGAAACUCCUCAAAAAGCCUUAAGGGAGGCUGCUGUAGCGACGGGGAUUCUGGCCCUUCCCCACUUUCAGACAGCUCACUUGUGUCAGACCACUCUCUUUUAAGCCCUGAAGUUUCUGUGUACACCACUGCCAGCAGCAGAACACCCCCAAAGUCACCAGAAAGCACUGCCAUGGCCCCAACUGUCUUCACUUUCCAUGACUCGUCCAUCAGUAAAUACAUUGAUGCCGAUACGGAUGACGAUGAACACCUCCGGGACAACCCCGAGGCCAGUCCGUCAGAGUGUCUGCUGGCUAGUGCCAGCCCAAAGCGCAGUAUUAACAUUCACUACCAGAGGGGGACUAAUCAUUUAGAAACAGCUCAGAAAAUGCUGAGUCAGAAUUGUCUCUUCCCCACUGAAGGGAUUCGUGGAAAAACUCACGGGAAUCAUAUAGGACCUGAGUUGACACGUAGACCAAAGGUUGAAAGGGGACGACAAAAUCCUUUGGAUAAAAGCCUUUGAGGUACUUGAAAAAACAGACACAUUAAAGAAGUUGGGGACAAAGUGUUUGUGAUAAAGACACCUGAUGAGCUAAAACACUCUAAGCCAGAGACAAAAGAAAGAGGGAGAGAUAAAGGCUCUCCAGUUUCAGAAAUUACCUGAGCUUGCUAUUAGGGCAACAAGCUCUGGGUUAAUGUGUGUGACGAAUACUCUGCGAGAGACACUUAAAUUGGAGGAUGUCACUGCCCCUCAUUCAGCUCAUUCCUGUUAGCGGUAUUUCAC